Messenger RNA from Patella vulgata (common limpet), 4125 nucleotides. Its product is annotated as mitochondrial enolase superfamily member 1. The transcript is spliced from 16 exons. The coding region runs from base 50 to 1390 and encodes 446 amino acids. Lineage: Eukaryota; Metazoa; Mollusca; Gastropoda; Patellidae. The record is from RefSeq and is a predicted model, not a curated record. Gene Ontology annotation, biological process: amino acid catabolic process; carbohydrate catabolic process. Gene Ontology annotation, molecular function: L-fuconate dehydratase activity; magnesium ion binding.
GUUAUCUACGCUUUAGUGCGUCAAGGGAGACAAUUUCAAAUCAACGACUAUGGCACCCACACGAAUCAUAUCGUGUCAAGUCAAAGAUAUUCGCUUCCCUACUUCUUUAGAAAAGGAUGGGUCGGAUGCAAUGAACUUGGCACCAGAUUACUCUGCACCAUAUAUAAUUUUAAAGACAGAUUCUGAUCUUGAAGGACAUGGCUUAACAUUUACUGUUGGUAAAGGCAAUGAAAUAGUGUGUCAUGCUAUUCGUGUUUUGAGUCAAAUGGUAGUCAAUAAAGAAUUAGAUUAUAUAUAUAAUGAUUUUGGUACGUUUUGGAGAUCAUUGACUAGUGAAGAUCAAAUGAGAUGGUUGGGUCCAGAGAAAGGAGUAAUGCAUUUAGCAGUAGCAGCCAUAAUAAAUGCUUUGUGGGAUUUAUGGGCUAAAAUUGAAGGCAAGCCAUUAUGGAAACUUCUAGUAGAUAUGGAACCUGAAAAAUUAGUUUCUACAAUUGACUUCAGAUAUAUGUCCAAUGUUUUAAGUAAAGAUGAAGCUUUAGCUAUUUUGAAGAAAAUGCAGGCUGGUAAAUCUGAAAGAGAAAAUAAUCUAAAAUCGACAGGCUAUCCAGCAUAUACUACAUCUGUAGGUUGGCUAGGUUAUGAUGAUGUUAAAUUACAUAGGUUAUGUAAAGAAGCAUUAGCUGAAGGUUUUACCAGAUUUAAGGCUAAAGUUGGUGCUGAUUUAGCAGACGAUAAAAGACGUCUUACUAUUAUCAGAGAAGAAGUUGGACAGGAUAAAAUGCUACUUGUUGAUGCAAAUCAAAGAUGGGAGGUACAGGAAGCUAUUGAUUGGAUGAAAGAAUUAGCCCAGUUUAAUCUAACAUGGAUCGAGGAACCAACAAGUCCUGAUGAUAUACUUGGACAUGCUCAAAUAGCAAAGGAAUUGAAUCCAUUAGGUAUAGGAGUAGCUACAGGUGAACAAUGCCAGAAUAGAAUUAUGUUUAAACAGUUUUUACAGGCUAAUGCUCUACAGUUCUGUCAGAUAGAUAGUUGUAGAUUAGGUGGUGUUAAUGAAAAUCUUGCUGUUAUACUUAUGGCAAGUAAAUAUGGAGUGCCUAUCUGUCCACAUGGUGGAGGUGUAGGAUUAUGUGAAUUAAUACAACAUUUGUCAAUAUUUGAUUAUAUAGCUGUAUCUGGUAGUCUGGAUAAAAGAGUUGUUGAGUAUGUAGAUCAUCUUCAUGAAAACUUUUUGCAUCCAACUGUGGUUAAAAAUGGCAGCUACCAGUUACCUCAGGCCCCAGGAUACAGUGCUCAAAUGAAAGAAUCAUCAUUAGUCAGUAAUGAAUGGCCAAAUGGUGCUGUCUGGAAGAAAUUAAUCCACGAUGGUGUCUACACUAAUCCAGGAAUUUGAAUUUAAUUCAGGUGAAUCAAUACCCUAUCAUUGAUUUCAAGAUAAUCAUUCUUGCUUAUACAAUAUCAUUUUGGAUCUCCAAAAAAUUCAUGGUGAGCAGGAAAUAAAUUCUCAGUGAACUAUAUGCUUCAAUGAAACAUGGAAUUUUUGACUAGUAUUUCUAUUAAGGCCAUACUAAAAACCCUAUUCUGGUUCUCAGACAAUCUUUAAAAAAAAUCUGAUGUGAGAGAGAGGUUUUUAUUUUUGUUAUAAGCCACAUUUUCAUGUGGAUGUAUAUUUUCUCUGCCCUGUCUGUCCAUCCAUCAACAAUUUGUUUGCUGACACUCUACAGGUCACAAUUUUUAUCUGAUUUGGACAAAACUUGAAAUAUAGGGUUUUUUUCCCCAAAGAACUUUGUUCCUUUCUAUAUUGGCAUGUGUCGACUGUAACUUUAUGGAUGAUAACCCCCGAUUGUAUGAAAAAUCACGUUUUGAGCUUGUGGACACUCUAGAGGUUACAAUUUAUCCGAUUUUUGUCCCCCGCCUUUCAAAGAAAGCAGGGGACUAUUAAAAUGGGUUCGUCUGUCUGUCUGUCACACUUUUUGGGACACAAUAACUGUCCUUCUAAUUGAUGCCUUGAUAGAGUUCGAAGAUAAGCAUUUUCUGCUCAGGGUAAGCAGAGCGAUAAGCAAUUUGAUUGGCCGAGACUUUGGAACACAAUAACUCUCCUAAUUGAGCUAGAACAUUCAAACUUUGUGUAGGUGUUUAUUAGGUCAAUGCCUUGAUAGAGUUCUAAGAUGCUUAGGGUAAGCAGAGACUGACAAUUUGAUUGGUUGAUGCUUUUUGGCUCGAUAACUUUGGUUAUAAUUAAGUAAGAGCUAUGAAACUCUGAGUAUAGAUUAAUUAUAUCCUCACCUUGACUAAGUUUGAUGAGAAUUUUCUGCUUAGGCUAGGGAGCAAUAAGCAAUUUGAUUGGUCAAGACUUUGGAACAUAACAACUCUGCACUUGAUGUCGAUGUUCAUUAGGUGAAUAUCUUGACUGAGUUCAAUCAAUUAACAUUUCCCACUAAAGCUAAGCAGAGCCAAGCAAUUUCUUUGACUUUGAUUCUAUCUGAUAGAGAGUGAUGAAACUUAGUGUAUAGUUGAUAAUCAGUUUGAUUGUUUGAUACUUUCGAAAAAGAUAAACGUGCAAUUAAUUGAUAUGUGUCAUCUAUUUAUUUCGGAGGGGGACAUCAGCCUCACUGUUGGCUUGUGAUGAAACUUAAAAUAUAUUUUUAUAUCUCAAAGAUCUGGGUUUCUGUCGAUAGGUGCUGUGAUAUUAGUGCUGUGAUAUUAGCGCCUAUCGGACGCUAACUUCUUGAAUAUUACCCGAUUGUACGAAAAAUCGCUUUUUUUUUAGCUUGUUCUCUGUCCAUCUCUUGUAAAAUCUUGCAUGGCUACCGCUUGUUUUAUUUUGUCAAAGGAUCACCACCCAGCUAAAUGCCUUCUGAUAAACAUCACAUUUUAUGUGUUUAUAAGAAUGUAUAAUUAUCAAGUAUGAAUUAUGAUUGUCAGGGAUGCAUACUCGAUUGCUACAGCAGAUUUUUAGAUUCAUUUUUGGAUUCCUGUAACUGAAGUAAAUAUUUAUAUGUGGCAAUUAAAUAAUCUAUUUUCAUGUUUUAUACUUUAAAAUAAAAAUGGGUUAUGCGGCACCUUUCAGGUGACCCAGAAUUAUCUGAGAUUCAGAAUAUUUUUUUAUAUGGCCUAAUAUUCAAUUCGGCAAGCACAUGUAAUCUACUCGUAAAUGAAUAUAAUAUAACUGGGUGGGUGGGUAUGAUAAUUGUGUGCCUGACAAAUAACUAUAACAAGGAAAUUAACAAAGAAGGGAAACUUUAAAUAACUUAGCAUUCUUUUAAACUUUCCUAGUAACUGGAGCUUUAAGCGAAAUAACAACACAACACAUAUGUUUCCCUUCAAAGGAACAAAUGAAACGAACAAUAAUAUAGUAUUAUGAAAUUAUAAUGGAUUUAUAUACAAGGUGAUUUUAUAUCUCUGUGAUAAAUUUUUUACAGUGAUUUAUUUUGUUAAUUGCUGGAGUCCUUAUCUUCUAUGUAUUUAACAUGAUUAUACUUGUUAUGUUGAUUUACAUAAUUAUUAAAUAUGAAUAUACUUGUUUGCUGAUUUAUGUAAUUUGUAUAUUAACAUGAAUGUUCUUUUAUGUAUUUUGUAAUCAUGAUUUUUCUUGUAUAUGGAUUUACAUUAUAAUUCUUAUAUAAACAUGAAUAUACUCAUUAUGUUGAUUUAUAUAAUUAUUAUAUAAUGGUUGUUUUGGGGUGUGUUUUUUCCUUUAUCAUUUCUAACCAAAAAGUAAUAUUUAAUAAAUUUUGCAUACAGUGAAUUCUUUAUAUUGAAAAUGCAGAAUAUAUAAAGGAAUAAUUCUCUAUUUUGAUGUAAAACAUCUCAAACAUUGACCAUAUUAUAUUAUUACCAUAGUCUGCUCUGUAACAAGUGCUGGAAAUGUUCUCUUGUGGUUAACAGAUUGUACUUCAGAUAAACUCUGUGAUACAAAGUGAAGACUAUCAGACAUAUGUUAUGAACCGUUAACAUUGUGAAGAUGUAAAAUACAAGCCAACUGAUGAUUUAAAUCUUAAUUUAUUUUAUAAAAUUAUUACUUGUAUCUCAGUAUAAAUUCAUAACAGCAAUACAUAACUGUUUUAUUUAUGAAUUAUAUUUAAUAAUGAAUUUAGGAGAAUAAAAUAAUGGAUAUAAAUUAAAUAA